Messenger RNA from Delphinapterus leucas (beluga whale), 4405 nucleotides. RefSeq names its product codanin 1 (gene CDAN1). Gene Ontology annotation, biological process: chromatin organization. NCBI's taxonomy places the organism in Eukaryota, Metazoa, Chordata, Mammalia, Artiodactyla, Monodontidae. Gene Ontology annotation, cellular component: nucleus. The record is from RefSeq and is a predicted model, not a curated record.
GCGCAAUCGCCUCCGAGCGCCUGCACCGGGAUGGCGGCCGUUUUGGAGUCGUUGCUGCGAGAGGAGCUGUCGGUCGCAGCCGCUGUGCGGUGGAUCACGCGCAGCGCCCAGAGUUCGGAGGAUGACCCCGGGGAGGCGGCCGCGCUGAUCUCACUUCGGCCGCUGCGGAAGGAAUUCGUGCCAUUCCUGCUGAACUUCCUGAGGGAACAGAGCAGCCGCGUCCUCCCGCAGGGCCCCCCAACCCCCGCCAAGGCCUCGGGGUCCUCGGCAGCCUUGCCAGGGAGACCCGGGGGCCCGCCGCGGGGCGGCCGCGGGGCGCGCAGCCAGCUCUUCCCUCCGACCGAGCCUUCGAGCCCCACCGCCGCUGAGGCCCCUUCGGCCCGCCGUGGGGGCAGGAGGCGGGGCCCGGGGCCGGCCCGUGAGCGAGGAGGCCGCGGCCCCGGGGCCCUGGAGGAGGGGGUCAGCGGGGAGAGCCUGCCCUGGGCCGGGAGCCGGAGGCCCAAGAGCUCUGGCAGCCCCGGCAGCCCCAGCCUCGCGCGCUCUGAUCCGCCAAACCUCAGCAACCUGGAGGAAUUCCCUCCCGUAGGCUCGGUUCCCCCCGACUCUGCAGGCAGGACCAAGCCUUCACGCAGGAUCAACCCAACUCCGGUGAGCGAAGAGCGGUCACUCUCCAAGCCCAAGACUUGCUUCACCUCACCCCCAAUCAACUCUGUCCCCAGUUCCCAACCCUCAGUCCUGGACACUAGCCCUUGGGGCCAUAGCCUUUCCCCAGGGUGCAGAAGUCUGCAAGAGGAGCGGGAGAUGCUCAGGAAGGAGCGCUCUAAGCUGCUGCAGCAAUCACCUGCUCCCGCCUGUCCCACCCCAGAAUCAGGAUGUCCUCACCCCAGCCGGACAGGAAACCUCACAGCUGAACCCGCUGACCCUGCCAGAGUAUCCUCCCGCGAGCGUCUGGAGCUGGUAGCCCUUGUCUACUCUUCAUGCAUUGCAGAAAACCUGGUACCAAACCUCUUCUUGGAGCUUUUCUUCGUCCUUCAGCUCCUUACCGCCCGGAGGAUGGUGGCUGCCAAGGACAGUGACCUUGAACCAAAUCCAGGAGCCGUAGAUUCCCUGGAAAGCCCUCUGUUCCAGAGUGUCCAUGAUUGUGUCUUCUUUGCAGUGCAGGUUUUGGAGCAUCAGUUUCACGUUCUUUCCCACCUGGACAAAGGGACCUUGAAGCUGUUGGCUGAGAAUGAACGGCUACUGUGCUUCUCACCAGUUCUGCAAGGCCACCUGCGAGCUGCCUACGAGGGCAGUGUUGCCAAGGUCUCUCUGGCGAUGCCACCUUCUGCACAAGCUGUCUCCUUUCAGCCAGAAACUGACAAUCGUGCCAACUUCUCCAGUGAUCGAGCCUUUCAUACUUUUAAAAAACAGAGGGAUGUGUUUUAUGAGGUGCUUCGAGAGUGGGAAGAUCGCCAUGAAGAGCCUGGCUGGGAUUUUGAGAAGGGCUUGGGCAGCAGGAUCAGAGCCAUGAUGAGUCAACUCUCUGCAGCCUGCAGCCACAGCCAUUUUGUUCGACUUUUCCAAAAACAACUUCUCCAGAUGUGUCAGAGUCCUGGUGGUGCUGGGGGCACUGUCUUGGGCGAGGCUCCAGAUGUGUUAAAUAUGCUUGGAGCUGACAAGCUGGGGCGGUUGCGGCGCCUGCAGGAACGGCUUGUGGCCCCUCAGAGCAGUGGAGGGCCCUGCCCACCCCCCACCUUCCCAGGCUGUCAGGGCUUCUUCAGGGACUUCAUCUUGAGUGCCAGCAGCUUCCAGUUUAAUCAGCAUCUCAUGGAUAGCCUGAGUUUGAAGAUCCGGGAGCUCAACAGCCUUGCCCUGCCUCAGCCUGAGCCCAGUGAUGAAGACGGGGAAUCAGACGUGGACUGGCAGGGUGAACGGAGGCAGUUUGCUGUGGUGCUGCUCAGCCUGAGGCUUCUGGCUAAAUUCCUGGGCUUUGUGGCUUUCCUGCCAUACCGGGGGCCCGAACCACCCCCGACCCGUGAGCUCCAGGACACCAUUCUGGCCCUGAGGAGCCAGGUGCCCCCGGUCCUGGAUGUGCGGGCUCUGCUGCAGCAGGGGCUGCGGGCCCGGCGAGCAGUGCUCACGGUGCCCUGGCUGGUGGAGUUCCUUUCCCUGGCUGACCACAUCGUCCCCAUGCUGGACUAUUACCGCAGUGUCUUCACUCUCCUGCUGCACCUGCAUCGGAGCUUGGUCUUGUCAAAGGAGAAUGAAGGGGAGAUGUGUUUCCUGAACAAGCUGCUGCUGCUGGCUGUCCUGGGCUGGCUUUUCCAGAUUCCUACAGUCCCUGAGGACCUGUUCUUUCUGGAAGAGGAUCAGUUGGAUGCCUUUGAGGUGGACACAGUAGCUUCAGAGCAUGGCUUGGACAGCAUGCCUGUGGUGGACCAGCACCUGCUCUACACUUGCUGCCCCUAUAUUGGAGAGCUCCGCAAACUGCUCGCCUCCUGGGUAUCAGGAAGCAGUGGACGGAGUGGGGGCUUCGUCAGGAAAAUCACCCCCACCACCACCACCACCGGCCUGGGAGCCCAGCCUCCCCGGACCACCCAAGGGCUGCAGGCACAGCUGGCUCAAGCCUUUUUCCACAACCAGCCACCCUCCCUGCGCAGGACCGUGGAGUUCGUGGCAGAGAGAAUCGGCUCGAACUGUGUCAAGCAUAUCAAGGCCACGCUGGUGGCAGAUCUGGUGCGCCAGGCAGAGUCGCUUCUUCAAGAGCAGCUGGUGACGCAGGGACAGGAAGGGGGAGAUCCAGCCCAACUGUUGGAGAUCUUGUGUUCCCGGCUGUGCCCUCACGGGGCCCAGGCAUUGACCCAGGGGCGGGAGUUCUGCCAAAAGAAGAGCCCUGGUGCCGUGAGGGCAUUGCUCCCUGAGGAGACCCCGGCAGCUGUUCUGAGCAGUGCAGAGAACAUUGCUGUGGGGCUUGCAACAGAGAAAGCCUGUGCUUGGUUGUCAGCCAAUGUCACAGCACUGAUCAGAAGGGAGGUGAAAGCGGCUGUGAGUCGCAUGCUUCGAGCCCAGGGUCCUGAGCCAGCUGCCCGGGGGGAGCGGAGGGGCUGCUCCCGUGCCUGUGAGCACCAUGCUCCCCUCCCCUCCCACCUCAUCUCCGAGAUAAAAGAUGUGCUCUCUUUGGCCGUGGGGCCCCGGGACUCUGAGGAGGGAGUUUCCCCAGAGCAUCUGGAGCAGCUUCUAGGCCAGCUGGGCCAGAUGCUGCGGUGUCGCCAGUUCCUGUGCCCACCUGCUGAGCAGCAUCUGGCAAAGUGCUCUGUGGAGUUAGCAUCCCUCGUUGUUGCAGAUCAAAUUCCUGUCCUAGGGCCCCCGGCACAGCAGCAGCUGGAGAGAGGGCAGGCUCGAAGGCUCCUGCUCAUGCUGGUUUCCCUGUGGAAGGAGGACUUCCAAGUGCCGGUUCCGCUGCAGCUGCUGCUGAGGCCAAGAAACGUGGGGCUUCUGGCAGCCGCUCGGCCGAGGGAGUGGGACCUGCUGCUCUUCUUGCUCCGGGAGCUGGUAGAGAAAGGUCUGAUGGGACGGAUGGAGAUAGAGGCCUGCCUAGGCAGCCUCCAUGAGGCCCAGUGGCCAAGGGAUUUUUCUGAAGAAUUAGCAACACUGUUCAACCUGUUUCUAACUGAACCCCAUGUGCCACAACCUCAGCUAAGAGCUUGUGAGCUGGUGCAGCCAAACCGGGGGACUGUGCUGGCCCAGAGCUAGGGCUGGGAAGCGGCCCUACCUUGGGCAUCUCGCCAGAGCGCUGGAACCCAGCCUGACUGUGCCUCAGGAGGAGGCCCCAGAGCCACCCCAAGUGCCCACCCUGACCCUUGCUGGUGUGGAAGUAGCUCAGUCUGUCAUCAGGCUUCCUGCUCACAUGUGAAGGAAGAGAGUGGCAGCCUGGCAUCCCCGUGACUGUGGGCUCACCAUCCCAAGUCCUAAAGGAAGCAGGAGGGGGUCACCCGAUUCAGGAUUAUGGUGGAAGAACCUAGAGACUCCAGUCCUGGAGAAGAAGAGUUGGCAUUUAUUAUGAAAUGAUGUGUGGGGGCUUGUCGGCACAAGAUUCAAGCCCCACUUGCUGCUGUCCCAGCAUCUCUUAGAGCUUUGUGGUUUGGGAAAUCAUGACUGACAGAGGGAAGUGACUUCUGCUUAACUUGUGAGUAAAGUUAAACAUGAAUCUUGGGAGUCUACGUCUUACCACCAGGAGCUGGACUGCCAUCUCCUUAAAAACGUACAACAAAUGUGGGGCUCGCCCAACAGAAACCUGCCUUUACCUUGCACCCCACCUGCCUUCAGUCCCGUGCAGGUAGUAACUUUUGACUCUAGCUCCAUCCAGGGGCCAAGCACGGGCAGAACAUUAGAGUUUUUUAAAAUAAACUGUUUUCUUUACCAAGGG